AUGGAUGAUGACCCAACAGAGGGCUACGUUGACUACGUCUCAGAGGCUACUGCAAGAGCAAAUGGACUUAUUCAAACCACCGACACCAGCGUCUACAUCGGUGUGGACCAUGCAAAUAUAUCCUUCGGUCGUGGAAGACGGAGUGUUCGGAUAGAAUCGAAGAAUUCCUACAACCAUGGCUUAUUUCUCUUGGACGUAUACCAUAUGCCAGCCUCGAUCUGUGGCGUGUGGCCUGCCUUUUGGACAAUGGCAGCACAUCGGCCCUGGCCCGAACUCGGAGAACUCGAUAUCAUCGAAGGGGUGAAUUCUCAAGGUCACAACAACAUCGCACUCCAUACUCGCGAAGGCUGCCAAAUAGCAAACAGUGGAGACUUCACCGGUUGGGUAGAUACAUACAAUUGCUACGUGUAUGCCCCCAAUCAACACAAGAACAUUGGUUGUAAGAUCAUCGCAGACCAACCAAAUGUUUAUGGCAAUGCCUUCAACACCGAACGUGGAGGAAUAUACGCAGUCGACUGGACAAGCAAAGCCAUCAAGGUCUGGUUUUUCCCUCGUCAAUCCAUCCCUGCCGAUAUCGCAUCUGGUCGUCCGGCGCCGCCUACCUGGGGUUUGCCGUUAGCUAGCUUCUCCGGAGCAUGCAACAUCGACUCAUAUGUACAAAACCAGACGCUGAUCAUGAACACGGCGUUUUGUGGAGGCUGGGCUGGUGGUGUUUGGGAUGAAGAUCCAGUAUGCAGCCAGAAAGCUCGAACAUGCGAGGAAUUCGUGCAUAUGCACCCCGAAGAAUUCCAAGACGCGUUUUGGGGUAUUAACAGCUUGAAGGUUUACGAAGAUGACUUGAUAGAGCAGCCCGGCUCCUCGCAUUUCAUUCCGCUAGGGUUAUGCUUCUGCGCAGCCACAUUCUUGGCUGUCAUCUGGCAUACGUACCAGGCCGCACCUGCACCCAGAGGCUGUAAAACGAAGUUGAGAAUAUAA
This is a messenger RNA of Hirsutella rhossiliensis, 975 nucleotides long. RefSeq names its product glycosyl hydrolases family 16 domain-containing protein. The record is from RefSeq and is a predicted model, not a curated record. The transcript has 3 exons. NCBI's taxonomy places the organism in Eukaryota, Fungi, Ascomycota, Sordariomycetes, Hypocreales, Ophiocordycipitaceae. Gene Ontology annotation, molecular function: hydrolase activity, hydrolyzing O-glycosyl compounds. Gene Ontology annotation, biological process: glucan catabolic process. Bases 1 to 975 code for a protein of 324 amino acids.